AUGGCAUCAGAGUUCCUCGUCGAAGCACUGCGCGCCUUUCUUCGGCGACGCUUGAGGCAGCGUGUCUGCCGCAGUGGCAGCUGGACCGGGGGCAGGCUCAGCCUUGUGGUGGCUGACUGCGCCUUUGUAGCUGAGCCCUAUGCCUUCCUCGUACACGCGCUUGUCGGCUACCUCGACGAGCCCGGGACGCCCCGGGCGGCGCCUGCGGGCAAAGGCGGCAACUGGAUCACGCAGGCUUUCGGCACGCUUACUCAGAGGGUGAAGCCAGCCAGGUCCUUGCAAAACCACGGUGCAGCCGAGUUACCCGGCAACUGGGUAACAGCGGCGUUCGACGCGUUGAGUGGGCGGACGGCUCUCGACAGCACCGAGGAUCUUUUGCAGCCGGGCGGUGAUGUCGGUCUUGGAGGAGGCUGGAUUUCGGAUGCCCUGGUGGCGGCCAGCCGCGAAGAAUCCUGA
Messenger RNA from Symbiodinium sp. CCMP2456, 456 nucleotides. Lineage: Eukaryota; Dinophyceae; Suessiales; Symbiodiniaceae. The record is from the annotation of a GenBank genome assembly.